This is a messenger RNA of Rotaria sordida, 2277 nucleotides long. The record is from the annotation of a GenBank genome assembly. Lineage: Eukaryota; Metazoa; Rotifera; Eurotatoria; Philodinida; Philodinidae.
AUGAAUUCAUUGGAUAUUCAACAACAAUUAGCCGAUCAACGUCGUGGUCGAUAUGUACGUGUCAGUGAUGUUGAUCGUCGAUUACUAAUUGAUACAUAUAAAAAAGGAGAAGAUUUUAUUGCACUUGCAAAAAAACUUAAUAUUAAACGAUCAACAGCUCGAAGUAUUCUUCGAACAUAUAUUGAUGAGGGACGUGUAUCAGCAAAACAACGUGCUGGUACACGUCUUCGUUUUAUAACAGAAGAUGAAGCUGAAAUGAUACGAGAAAUGAAACGUCGUCAUCCAUUAAUAACAAUUGGUCAAAUACAAAUGCGUUUACAACGUACAUCAAAUCGUGUAUUAAGUAAAGCAUCAAUAUCACGUAUAUUAACAAAUAGUAUACGUUUGGGUAAACGUGCUAAACGUUCAGUUGAUGGUGAGGAUGAUCAAGAUGGAAUGAAUGAAACAAUGGUUAAUGGUAAUGAUGAAUUUAUGCAAUUAUCAUCUGAUGAAAAUACAGGUGGAGCUAUAUUUAUUGAUGAUACAAAUGAUGAUGAAGAAGAUGAUGAUGGAAUGAUAGAAAAUACUUCAUCAUUAAAUAAUCUUGAUGAUUUUCAACGUUUUAUGUUACGUAAAACAAGUGUUAAUGGUGAUGAUUCAAUGGUUAAUGAGAAUUUAGAACAAUGUGAUGAUAAUGGUUAUCCUAUAACAUAUCCACAAUUGGGUAGUGAAGAAGAUGAAGAUGAAUUAUCUGAUGAAAAUGAAAUACCAACACCAGUUGAUCUUCGAUCUGAAAUCACAUCAACACCAUCUGUAGUUAAUGGUAAUACACCAAUGUUAAAUGAAAAUGGCUGUUGGAAUUUAAGUACAAAUACAGUUAAAUCUGAACCUGUUUGUGUAUUUGUUAAUCGAAAUUAUGAUGAAAAUUCUUCUGAUAGUGAACAUCUUCAAGAACAACCAUUAACAAUUGAUGAAGAAACAAAUAAAACUACAAAUACUACAUUACCAACAAUCUCAAAUUCUCAUACAUCAAAUUAUCGACGUGGAAAAUGUUGUCCAAUAUGUGGUGAAAAAAAUUUUUCACGUCUUUCUCAUCAUCUUGCUGUUACACAUAAUCUUCAACGACAUGAAAUGUUAACAUUACUUGCAUAUACAGAUCAAAAUAAUAAUAAUAAUCAUCCAUCAAUAGCAAGUGUUAGUGGUAGUUCACCAACAAAUACACCAUCAAUAUCCAUGGAUAAAAGUCCACAACAAACACCAAUUAGUAUUAAUACAAAUAAUCAACAAAUAACAUGUCCAUCAUCACCAAUAAGUGAAUCAGAUAAUCAUCAUCAAUCAGCAUUAACAACAACAACAACGACAACAAUAACAGCAAGUUCAUCACCUAUUGAUAAUCAAUCAUCAAAUUAUUUACCUGUUGAUGGUAAAAAACGUUUAUUAUGUCCACGUUGUGAUACAUGGGUUUUAAAUUUAACGGAUCAUUUAAUAAAAAAACAUCAUUUAAUAUCUAAACAAGAACGUUUACCAUUUUUACGUUUAGCACGUAAUCGUUAUGCAACACCAUCAUCAACACCAAAUACAAUUAUAAAUGGUAAUGAUGAUAAACUUACAACAAAUUCAUUUCUUAUUAGUCCAGAUCAUUCAUCAUCAAAUAUAAAUCAAACAAAUGAACAUCAAACACAUUCUCAACAAUCAAAUAUACUUCAACAAGCAGCCAAUAGAAAAUAUCAAAAUAUUGUUAGAAAAUAUCGUAAAAAAUUUUUAGGUUCAAUGCAACCACCACCGUCACUACCAUCAUCAAAUCAUUUAGCAACAUCAUCAUUAUCAAAUUCAAAUCUAUCAUCAAAUAAUACAAUUAAUAAAUCACCUUCACUUUCAUCAUAUGAUCAUUCGUUAGUUCAUUCAAAUCUUACAUUACCUAUACGUGAACAAUCACCAACAACAGCAACAUCUGGAAAUCAUAAUCUUUUAACAAUGAACAGUAUUCAAUCAUUAUUAACAAAUAAUUCAAAUAAUCAAUGUAAACAAGAAAAAUUCAAAUUUUCAACAAUUAAUGAUAAUUUUCCAUCACGUACUUUUUCAGCUAUUAAAACAUCUGCAAGCAAUAAUCAUAUUAAAGAUCAACAACAGUUGUCAACUCAUCAAAAAUUUGAACAACGUUUAACGGUAUUUCGUCAACAAUUUGCUGUAACAUUAGCGAUGCAAAAUUCUCUCAUGCAACAAAUGGAAUUAUUACAACGAAGUUUUGUUUGUAUUGAAGAUGAAUGGAAUGAUAUGAAAAAACAAAUUAUGUCAUAA